This is a messenger RNA of Clunio marinus, 3721 nucleotides long. The record is from the annotation of a GenBank genome assembly. NCBI's taxonomy places the organism in Eukaryota, Metazoa, Arthropoda, Insecta, Diptera, Chironomidae.
AUGUGUAUUUUGGAUUUAUUAACAAAUUCAGAUUCAUCAAAGUCACUCACUCAUAAGUUUCAGCAUUUGUUAGUGCAACGAUAUAAACAUAGUAAAGCUGGUGUUAUUUAUUACAACGAUAAUAUUUCAAUGAUGAAUAGAAGUAAAGUCAAAAACUCACCAAUGUUCAGUAAAAAUUUGGCAACAAAUUUUCAUUUUGAUAGCAGAAAGGAAUGGGAUUUGAAGACAUCAUCAUACGAGUUCUCAUCUGAUGAUAGAGAAAGGUCUUCAAUAGAAGACAAUGAUGGUUAUAUGAGCACGUGUACAUUGUGCACAUCAAGUUUUAGCUUCUGUCAAGCUUCGCAAUGCUCUGAAAGAAGAGUUAAAAAAAUGCAUACGUCUUUCACUAGAUCUAUAACACCAGAAAUUAAUCUGGCUACACUUCGGAAUAAUCAUCAUGACCACUCACAACCGAGCUUCAAUGGAUCCCGGAUGAACUCAUCCAUUGAACAAGAUAACUUGGCGUUGCACUAUGCAAGUGCUCGUGGAUGCUUAGAAUGUGUUCAAUUGAUAAUGGAGUCUUCGCAAGAGAUCAGUGCCAAUACGCAAAUGGAUAACGAUGUAACUCCAUGUUAUCUCGCAGCGCAGGAGGGACACUUAGACGUUUUGAAGUUUCUAGUUGAGUCGGGAGGUUCACUUUAUGUAAGGGCGAAAGAUGGAAUGACAGCAUUACAUGCAGCUAGCCAAAUGAAUCGAUUAGAAGUUUUAAAGUGGAUGGUUGAAGAUCAAGGAGUUGAUCCGAAUCUUAGAGACGGCGAUGGGGCAACUCCAUUACACUUUGCAGCAUCUAGAGGUCAUAUGUCAAUUGUUAAAUGGUUACUGAAUCAUGGCGCGAAACUGUCAUUGGACAAAUAUGGUAAAAGUCCCAUCAACGAUGCAGCCGAAAAUCAACAAACCGAGUGCCUCAACAUUCUCGUUCAGCACAGUAAUGAGUUUAUGACAAACACUAGCAAGCCCAGACAUUCAACACCGAAAGCAGUUGAGAAGAAUGUUUUGCGACGUAAUUCUUUUGUAUCUAAAUGUUCAGCAGCAUCAUCUGAUUCAGAGCCAUUUUAUUUGCAUCCUCCAAAUCAGAAACAGUUAAAGGAUGCACCUUAUCGAAAAUCAUCACCAGAUGGUGGCUAUUAUGGAGCUUUGCCAAAUGAUGGAAUUUUCAUAAAUCCUAUGCGUGCAACAUUUACACCUCCAAGCCCUUCUGAUAGCACUGAAAGUUUUUUCUUGCAUGAUCCGCAAGAAGUUAUUUAUAACAGAGUAAAAGAAAUAUUUGAAUCUGAUACAAGUGUGAAAGAAGAACCAAUGGUACGAAACAAUGCAAUGACAGUACAAGCGGAAAUACAUUCAAGUAGUAGUGGAGCCGCAAGCUGUUCUGAUGAUGAUUUAAGAGAGAAUAUGAAAAGCAAGAAAAUUUAUAAUGCCGAAACAAAAGCUUCUCAUGCAUCAAGCAACAACCACGAUUAUGAAGACAUUUACUUAGUGAGAGAAGAAGCGAAGAUUUCAUCAAAGAAUCUUUACGGUUGUAGAAGUAGAUCUCGAGACAGCGGAUCACAUAGUCGGUCUGCAAGCACAAGUUCAACAAGAAGUCACGAUGUUGUGGUUCAAUCUAAAAGUAUUCAAUUCGAUACAACUGCAAAAGGAUAUGAAAUUCCGAGAAAAAGUAAUGAGAAAAAUUCAAGUGGUCAGAGCUCUCAACAACUCGUUGAUUCAACAUAUGAAAGUGUUGGACCUUCUGAAAGUGUCUAUAUGAGAAAGAAUAGCUUGGAAAGUGAGAAAAAGUUUAAACAUUCAUCACCAAUUGAUGUUCCAAUGCCACCGCCAUUACCACCACCAUUGAAGGGACAUAACUUUAUGAGAAAUGCAAACAGAGAUAGCAGCGACUCUCUUACAGACAGCAUUGACUUUAAUCAAGCUGAAAAUGACACAAGUAACCCUGAAUCAGAUUCGGGACUUGAAGUUAUUGAAGAACCGACAUUACGUCCUAGUGAGCUGGUAAGAGGCAAUAACAAUCGAACGAAUAAGAAAUCCAAGUUUACGAACAGCACUGAAUGUGGUUUAAAUACUACCAAGAAUAAUAAACACAGGCAACAAAAUGAACAAUUGAGAAGCAACACCACCAAAACAUCAAGUAGUGGAAAGGUUCAUCAGCAGCAAAUUGGAGCAUCUUCUUCAGUUGGUUUUGAGCAGCAUUCGAAUCAAGAGCACGAGAGUAUCUAUAACGGAGUUUCGAAUGAUCCGAAUAAGCCCACGUUUCUUAGUCACUUAGUCAACAAGCAGCUUGUUCUUCCAAUCAUUGCUUUUCCCAACAGUGCCGCCAACGAUUCAAAUCAUUUGAUUAAGCCAUCAGAAUAUUUGAAGAGCAUAGGCAGUGACAAACACUCAUCGAGAUCGUCUGAUACAGAAGAUUAUUAUCAAAUCAGCAAUGAACAAGUAGUUCUUGCAACAAUUGAAACGACAACUACGGAAAUAGAUCGAAAUUACAGUGAAAAGAUUCCAGUAGCUCCACCACCACUUCCUGCAAAUUUCUUCAACACAGCCAAUAAUACAGUUACUAGAAACUCGAGUCAGCAAACUCAGUCAGAAUCUACAAUAAGAAAACAUCAACCACUUUCAUCGAUUUCAAUUCAAGAUUUAAACAGCGUUCAGCUCCGACGAACCGAUAAUAAAAUGCUUUCAAAAACGUUUUCAGCACCAACCCGCUCGAUAAGUAUGCAAUGUUUAUCAUCAACAAACGAGCAGUAUUUAUCUCAAAAAACCGAUCUGAUUGCUGAACUUAAAAUGUCAAAAGAUAUUACUGGAAUUAAAAAAAUGAAAGUAGAACGUGCCAAAAUGGAUCGAAAUUCUGAGAUUCCGGAUCGAGAUAGUUUUGGAAACAUAAUUCCUGAUUGGAAACGACAAAUGCUUGCAAAAAAAGCUGCUGAUAAGGCUAAGAAAGAGUUUGAAGAUCGUUUAGCAAGAGAAGCUGAAGAUAGACGAUUAUCAGCUAUUCCGAAGUGGAAGAGAGAUUUAAUAGCACGGAAAGAAGAAGCCGAACAUAAAAUGAAAAGCACAAAUUGCAAUCAACGAAGUGACAACAAUUUAAUGACUGAUACUUGGAGAAUUAAGCAAAGGGCUAUGAGCAUUGAUAACAUCAGCUUUUUAUCACCCCCAAUAUCUCAACCACUUAAUAACAAUGAAUACGAAAGAGAUUUUGAAGUGUCUCCAACUCAAGAAAAUUGCAUGGAAAAUUUAGAAAUCCAAAACGAGCAGGAAAACCAUCAAACGACAACAACACAUCAUGAUGAUGCGGGCAACGAAGAUAAUAAUAUAAUUCCUUGGAAGAAGCUGUUGAGAAAAACAAAUAGUCGUUUGAGUCUUAUAUCUUGAACAUUUUGUAAUUUUCCUUUGAGAUUAUUUAAAGUUUUUAAUAAGCGUUUUUACUAGACAAAAUAUUCCAAGUAUAUCAAAUCUUUUUCUUUAUUAUCUAGCUGAAGUUCAUAAAUAUCCCACUUACUAAAAUAUAUAUGUCGAGUUAUCAAAAGUAUUAUCCGCAUUUUUUACAUAGAAAGCGAUUUUUUUCCCCUCUUCAAUUCAGAUUUAUUAUGACUUAAAAUUAAUCUAAAUCAAUAUGAAAGUUUGCAAUAUUAGUUUUAAUAAUCGGAUAGAAUUAAAAACAUGUUACAUCUAUUCAACAUUACAUUAAAAAGAG